Messenger RNA from Phytophthora infestans T30-4, 3381 nucleotides. Its product is annotated as F-box protein, putative. Bases 1 to 3381 code for a protein of 1126 amino acids. The transcript is spliced from 3 exons. NCBI's taxonomy places the organism in Eukaryota, Oomycota, Peronosporomycetes, Peronosporales, Peronosporaceae. Gene Ontology annotation, molecular function: ATP-dependent chromatin remodeler activity; ATP binding; protein binding. The record is from RefSeq and is a predicted model, not a curated record.
AUGGCGGCGUCCGCUGCUUCCAGUUUAGGUGUUGCAGUCGGUGUGAGCCGCACCAUCGAGCUAUUAGCACCUGUGUACGAUGAAGUGUGUCAACACCCAUCAGGUGGCGCGACGAACGUUCCAGUGAUGCUGCAGCGCACGGCAGAUGACUGGAUCCGGCUCGUGUUUGCUGGACCCAACGUACGGAAGGAUGUGGUAUGCGUAAACGGAGCUAGCGGUUGCCGCUGCGACUUCGUGCGCUUUUUACGGGCUCUGCUGGUGCUUAUGGAGCGACAGAUCGUGGUGAUGGAUGCCACGUACGCCACGACGCCGCGAGUCAUCGGCCAGAAACGCGUCGCGACGCUUCAGUUACGCGUGCGCGUACACGAUGACGCCCAGCGCGGCACGUCUCUCAAGGACUUUGACUUCGUUCUAUGCCACCUACAAGCCACUGUUCUGACCAUCGUGGCACGCAACGAACAGGCGAAGAAAGAGGCUCUUAAUGCUGCACUAGAGGCGGCCAAGAACACCUCGUGUCAUGUUGUGGGCUGUAAACUGCACCCUUGGGAUAAGGCCAUUCAACCCAAGCAAAAACUUAAUUUGCCCGACGUAUUCCACAGCUUAACAAGCCAAAUGGAGGUGGAUCAGAUGGAGAUCCGAGACGACGCCACGUACGUGGCUCGAAUGACUCGCCUGAACAAACAGGUCGUCAUGACCGACCUGCCUACGAAUGUGCUGCAGAAUAUUGUGUGUCUUAUGAACGCACGCGGCCUCGCCUCUCUGAGCGGUGUAUGCUCGCUGUUUCAACACAUGGCCUACGAAGUGGUGCCUGGCCUGAAUCUUGUGCUUUACGAGCACCAGCGGAGAGGACUGAAGUGGAUGCUGCGCCGCGAAACACGGACAUUGAGUUGCAUCCCUCAGCCACAUCCAUUUAUCUUAUCUUCCGAAUCAAAUAGUGUAUCGGCAACGGCGAUUGAUUUGAUUGAAGACAGAGUUAUCUCGCACCCUCAUGAGACCGCAAGGGACGCGUGUGGAGGCAUGUUCUGUGACGAGCCAGGGCUCGGCAAAACCAUCACCAUGCUGGCAUUAAUCCUGCGAACAAAGGGACAAUCUACAGACAACACACCAGUUGAUUACGAGGACCUGGUGAGUUCUGGAGCUUCUCUGAUCGUCGCUCCAGAUCCGCUGGUCGAGCACUGGAAGUACCAAGUCGAGGCGCAUGUUGCACCGGGUGCCUUGCGGAUAUUUGUCGAUCCUGGUGUUGAGUUCAAGCUGCCAUUCAAUUUCGAUCUGGCUGAGUAUGAUGUUGUUAUCACCUCGUUCACAAGACUGGCGCGAGAAUGGAGACUUCACAGACCAACAUCCGCCUUGGAAGCACGUAUGCCCGAACGAUAUGGCUUUGAAGGUCCUCAACGGUAUGCUGACGGAACUCUUCGCGGAAAUGUAUCUUCCCUUCUGACGGUUCACUGGUUGCGAGUCAUUGUAGACGAAGGGCACAAACUGGGUGGUCAGACUCCAUCGGAUUUAAUGCAGUUAGCUCGGUUAAUUUGUGCUGAACGACGAUGGGUUAUGACAGGAACACCGACGCCAAACACGCUUCAGUCGGCUGAUCUCCGCUACAUGUAUGGACUUCUCGUGUUCUUGCGCAAUCGACCAUACGGAAAUCCGGAUGGACAGGCUUGGGUGAAGGCGAUUGCUCGCCCGUUCGAGCGUAACGACAUUGUUGGAUUCUAUCGCUUGCAGCAUCUGCUCAGUCGGAUCAUGAUGCGCCACACGAAAGAAUCAAUCCGGGAGAUAUUGCCCGAACCGACCCGACGCACCGUGUUUAUCGACCCCACGCCAUCCGAGUACUCACAAUACAACGGCAUUGCCGCAGCUGUCCGUGCCAACUUGGUCAUUACAAAUAUGGACCCGAAAACGCCUGGUCACCAGCAUCCAGAUAGCUUGUUGAACCCGGUCAAUCGGAAGGAAGCAUUGCGUGUGGUCUCCAAUCUUCGAGCUGCAUGCUGCGGUGGAUCUGCUGUGAAGGUUUCGCUGGCCGACUCAUCUCGACUGGAUACGAUUAAUAUGCUGAACGCGCUCAGUGUAGAUGGCGAGAACAUGGGAACCGUGAUUGAUUACCUUCGAAAGGUUCAGCUCCAAGGGAUGGUAACGCAGUGUGGAUGCUGCAAACGCAAGUUGCAAUUGCUUAUGAUCAUCCCAUGUGGACAUUUGUGCUGUGCGGACUGUGUGGAAGAUCGAAUGGAAAGGGUGGGGCCCAUUUGCUUUCGCUGCAAUGCUGUGUUUGAUCGCGAAGCCUUUCAAAGACUUCAGCCCGGAUUUGAGUUUGAGCUGGUGGAAGCUGUGACGUUGGAGGCAAACGACCCUGAUCGAGAUCAAGAAGCAAAUGGCCAAAUUGCUCGCCGGCAGCCUCGUCGUGCGAUGGAUUAUACUCGUGACAUCCAUUUUAUUGACGCUAGUAAAGCUUUUUACGCUGCCACUCGAAUUAAAGAGCUGAAGGAGGAGUUCUUACAGCGCAACAUGAAUCCAAGCAGUCGUUCGUCGCGACGCCAAGCGCGUAAUCUCAAAGCCAUCAUCUUUUCGCAGUUCAAGGAUCACAUCUGGCACACAAAAGUUGCGUUCGCUCAGCAGGGUUUGCAUACCGCCGAUUUCAUUGCAGGACUUAGCCCCGAAAUCCGGAUGAAACAGCUUACGCGCUUUCGCAAAGACCCGAAUGUGAAUGUCCUGCUGCUAACUGAGGUUGGUUCGCAUGGGCUGGACCUCUCUUUCGUCACGCACAUUUUCUUGAUGGACGAAAUUUGGGAUAAAUCGCUGGAGCGCCAGGUUAUUAGUCGAGCUCAUCGGAUGGGCGCUAACCACGCUGUGGUCGUGGAGCAAUUGUGGAUGCGUGGCAGUGUGGAAAGCCACAUGUUGAAGCCUCAUGAAUUAUCCGACGAAAACCAGAUCGAAUUAGAGGAGAAACCAAAAGUACUUGCUUCAUCUACUCGAACUAGAGCACAGCUAGGGGAAUCUCCGGGAAGAUCGCCGAAGAAAACUAAUACUGGCGGAGGAAAGAUGUUCAAUGCUCCCAGCAAGAAGCGCAAAAGGCAUCGUACGGAGGGGGAUGUACGAACUGCACCAAAAAGCAACAAGAACACUAUUCUUCAGCGCAAACUCGACUACGUUUUGCACAAGUUGCGUCUACUGGAAGAGAGCAUUGUCGGGGAGCCCGGUCAAGUACGAUUUUUGGUUGAAGACGAUCAAAAGAAUGUGGUUCGACAAGCAAUUCAUGUCAUGCCCAACCGAGGAUCUCGCGGGAGUACAGCAAAUACCCAGCUAUCGACACCGACAGUAGCUACCACGACUACCCCGUUGUCAACGGUCCAGACCACUGCACGCUCACGUCUGCAACUCUUCAGGUGA